Molecule: messenger RNA, 2909 nt
Organism: Trichomycterus rosablanca
Lineage: Eukaryota; Metazoa; Chordata; Actinopteri; Siluriformes; Trichomycteridae
Gene: nt5c2l1
Product: 5'-nucleotidase, cytosolic II, like 1
Exons: 18
Coding region: 84-1619 (511 amino acids)
Molecular function (GO): 5'-nucleotidase activity
Source: RefSeq, a predicted model, not a curated record
CAGUUCUGAGUUCUGAUAGUUCGGACAGUUCUGAGUUCUGAGUUCGGACAGUAGUGAGUUCUGAGUUCGGACCCUGCAGCAGCAUGAACGAGACCGUGGACGUGCACACGAGGAGAAGUGACACCCAUCACAGGGUGUUUGUGAAUAAGAGUGUGACUCUAGAGAACAUCAGGUGUUAUGGCUUUGAUAUGGACUACACUCUCGCUGUUUACAAAUCACCUGAAUAUGAAGCUCUGGGUUUCGAGAUGCUGAGGGACAGGCUGGUGUCUAUCGGUUACCCUCAUGAGCUUCUGCGCUACAACUACGACCCGACGUUUCCCACACGAGGUUUGGUGUCUGAUGCAACCUACGGGAAUCUCCUGAAGGUGGACGCUCAUGGUAACAUCCUGACGUGCACGCAUGGAUUCGUCUACCUCAGAGGAAUAGAGAUCCAUCAGUACUACCCUAACGGAUUCAUUCAGAGAGACAACACGGAGAGAUUCCACAUCCUCAACACACUCUUCAACCUCUCAGAGACGUACCUGUACGCGUGCCUCGUGGACUUCUUCACCAACGGCCCCAGAUACAAGAACUGCCAGAAGGGAUUUAAGCACGGCGACCUGUUCAUGUCCUUCAAGAGCAUGUUUCAGGACUUACGAGAUGCCAUGAAUUUCAUUCACGACACGGGCUGCCUGAAGGAGAAGACGGUUCAGAAUCUGGACAAGUACGUCAUCAAAGACCCUCGUAUCCCCGUCUUACUGACCCGCAUAAAAGAGGUGGCGAAGGUGUUCCUGGCCACCAACAGCGACUACAGCUACACAGAGGCCAUCAUGAAGUAUUUGCUCGACUCGCCACCCACUUCAAAGAGUCCCAGGAGAUCCUGGCGCUCCUUUUUCGACCUGGUGGUGGUGGACACUCGGAAGCCUCUGUUUUUCGCCGAGGGGACGGUGCUGAGACAGGUGGACACGAACACGGGGAAGCUGAGGAUAGGAACCUACACCGGAGACCUGCAGCACGGCACCGUCUACUCCGGAGGUUCUUCAGACAUUAUCUGUGACCUGCUGGACGUUAUGGGGAAGGAUAUUCUGUACGUGGGAGAUCACAUAUUUGGGGACAUUCUGAAGUCUAAGAAGCGUCAGGGCUGGAAAACAUUUCUGGUGGUUCCUGAACUCGCUGAAGAGCUUCAAGUGUGGACUGAAAAACACGGGAUGUUUGAGGAACUGAAGCAGCUCGAUAUUUAUCUCGCUGAGCUCCAUCAACACUUAGAUUUUGGAAGUCCAGGAGGUUCUGAUGUGAACUUAGUUCAGAGUAAAGUGAAGUACGUGACCAAUUCGAUGGAGCUGUGUUAUGGAAAGAUGGGAAGUCUGUUACGCUGUGGUUCCACUAAAACCCUGUUUGCCAGCCAGCUGAUUCGUUACGCUGACCUGUACGCCUCGUCCUGCCUCAACCUGCUCCACUACCCCCUCAGCUACCUGUUCAGAGCCCCCUUCGUCCUGAUGCCACAUGAAUCUGCUAUGGACCCUCACGCUGGAGAGCUGCCCACCACAGAAAUCACAGACAUGCACACCUCCAUCAAGAGGCUGUGCGGCGAUAACUGUGGCCUGGAGCAGUGUGAACAGGACAGGAGUACACAGCCAUAACAGUGUGUGUGUGUGUGUGUGUGUGUGAGAGAGAGAGAGAGAGAGAGAGAGAGAAAGAGAGAGAGAGAAUGUUAUUUGUCUGUAAAUGCUAAAUUGACCGCUCAGGCCAGAAAGCCAAGCCAUAACUGCCUCUCUCCCCUGUUUUAUAUGCCUACGUUACCCACAAUUCCUCUGGUACCUUGUUAUGAACAGUAAACACAACCUAUAGGGUCAAAGUGCAGCUAGUUUCCAAAAUUCUUUAUACAGUGGCCGCUGUUUAAAGAACUGGAGCUCCAGAUCUCAGCAGUAGUGGGUUAGAGUACUUUACCACUGCGCCAAGUAAUAAUAAUAAUGUAGAACAACAUUCAGGACGACGUUCAUCACACUGACCUGUGCAGUAAAUACUGAGUCCUGGACUGUGUUUUAUUGAGAUGUGGUAUUGAAUAUUUAUGUUUUCCUUCCCCGGAUCUAGAGCAGUAGUGAGCUAGAGUACUUUACUGCUGCGUCACAUUAGCUCCCUCCAUUUAUAUAAUAAUAAUCGAAAUAAUAAAAAAGGUGAUGCAGGUGGUAAUAAAACAAAAAGAAACAUGGUUAUGAGAAGUGGUUAUGUUGAUAAAUAUUAGGAUUAGGAUCUGUGAGCUUCAUUAUCACGAAACAUUUAAUUAAUCCCAGUUUUUGGUUCGUUCACAAGCAAAAAUCCUCACUUAUUCACCACAUAGAACAACAUUCAGGAUGAUGUUCAUCACACUGACCUGUGCAGUAAAUACUGAGUCCUGGACUGUGAUUUAUUGAGAUGUAGUAUUGAGUAUUUAUGUUUUCAUUCCCUAGAUCUUAGUAGUAGUGGGCUAGUGUACUUCACUGUUGCUCCAUAUGAGCGUCCUUUGAUCAUUUUUAUGAUAAUAAUAGAACAAUUAUAAUAGAAAAAAAACUAAUAAAGUGACAGUUGGCAAUAAAACAAAAAUAAACCUGAUUAUGUGAAGGAGAUAAAUAGAGAAAUUAGGUUCUGUGAGUUUUAUUAUCAUGAAAUACUUAAUAAAUUCCAGGUUUUGGUGCAUAAUGCAGCGUUCACAAGCAAAAAUCCUCACUUAUUCACUGACCUGUGCAGUGGAUACUGAGUCCUGGACUGUGAUUUAUCGAAUAUGAUUUAUUGAUAUUUGGUUUGUUCAACACAUUUGACCCUUUACGCCUCAUGUGUUACAUUUUGUUGUAUUUCUUUCUUGUAAUUCACUGACAGAGAAAAUAUUUCUUAAUAAUUCUUUUAGGAUUUAGAUGUGUGUGUAUUACAGUAUACAUUAUAAUAAAAGUGCUUUA